Messenger RNA from Capronia epimyces CBS 606.96, 1884 nucleotides. RefSeq lists its product as uncharacterized. The record is from RefSeq and is a predicted model, not a curated record. Bases 1 to 1884 code for a protein of 627 amino acids. Gene Ontology annotation, cellular component: small-subunit processome; nucleolus. The transcript has a single exon. Gene Ontology annotation, biological process: maturation of SSU-rRNA from tricistronic rRNA transcript (SSU-rRNA, 5.8S rRNA, LSU-rRNA). NCBI's taxonomy places the organism in Eukaryota, Fungi, Ascomycota, Eurotiomycetes, Chaetothyriales, Herpotrichiellaceae.
AUGGCUAAAAAGAGAAAGGCUGGAAAAGCCAAGGGCGGCGCCGUGGAGGGCACGUCCGAAACCAACUAUACCUUCGACCCUACAGAGACCUUUAACGACUCGGAAGACGAGUUUUUCGCCGGCCGAGACAAAAUCCUGCUGGACGAAGGACCUGCGGCGAAGCGGCGUCGGAGGAUAGAAGAACAAGAAAAGGAUCUACAACCGUCAGAUGAAGAGGUCUACCAGGAUCUAGAGUCGGAGCCCGAGACCGAGGACGACGAAAGGGCAGAGAGCGAUUUUGAAGAUGACGACCUCGGUCUCCAUCGCCGCAAACCCGGUCGAGAUGGAGAAGAGGAAGAUGAGGACGACAACAUCAACUGGGGCACAUCCAAGGCGGACUACUACAAUGCAGACGCUAUCGAGACAGAGGCGGAUGCGCUCGAGGAAGAAGCAGAGGCACGGAGGUUGCAGCAGAAACAAUUGCAGAGCAUGACAGAGGCAGACUUUGGCUUCGACGAGAACGCAUGGGUCGAUGACAGCAGACAAGCACCAGUGAACCGUCCGGCGGUUGAAAAGCUCCCUGAUGUCCAAGUGCCUGAAGACGCCACCGUCGAGGAACGCCUGCAGACUCUCCGAUCUCGAUAUCCCGAAUUCGAACCAUUGACCAAAGAUUUCUUACGGUUACAAGACACAUAUGGCGAAUUGAAGAAGGAGGCCAAACUAUCAAGUACAGACCAUGCAGAUGACAACCGGCGAGCGGUGUCCCUGACCAAAUUCCGCGCGCUGUCUGCAUAUCUAGGUUCCGUCGCCAUGUACUUGGCGCUUCUCACAUCCACCAAAUCUGGUCUGGCCUUGGCACCUGGGGAGCUGCGCGAGCAUCCGGUCAUGGACAAGCUUGUCCGGUGUCGAGAACUUUGGCUGAAGGCGGAGACGCUGCGUGCGAUUGAAGUACAACCGGUGCCCGAAGAGAAGCCGGCCUCGAUAGAGGUCAAGCCGACUCCGGGGGCGAAGAAACAGAAGGAGAAGAAAGCGAAGAAAGACAAAGCCAAGCGGAAACCGUCUCCAUCUCCGUCUCCAUCACCAUCACCGACGCCGUCGUCGCCGGAACUUGUCACCAUCCAACCGCAAAAGAAGAAGACAAAGAGAGAGAAGAGGCAGAACGAGAUCCAAACCCUGCUUGCGACGUCGCUGCAACAGCCUGUGGAGGACGAGUCGGACUUUGGCGAUGAAGCUCCGCUGACGCAGGAAGAAUUGGCAGAAAAGGCGCAACGAAAGAAGAGUCUGAGGUUCUACACGUCGCAGAUUGCCCAAAAGGCCAACAAGCGAGGUGCGGCCUCACGACAUGCCGGUGGCGACGACGACGUGCCGCAUAAAGAACGUCUGCGGGACAGGCAGGAGCGACUUACGCGCGAAGCGGAACUGCGAGGCAAAACCGACGCCCGGGGUCAAGAAGCCCUGGACGCCGACGCCGACGCCGACGACGGAGCCGGGUCUGACGAAGCAUAUGGUGAUGCCGACGCCCGACACGUCAAGUUGAAUGACGAAGCCAGCCAAUACUACGACACGCUGGUGUCCAAGCACAAGCAGAAGAGCGCCGACAAGCGGGCGCGGGCGGAAGCGUACGCCGAAGCGGCGCGGCUGGGGGCGGAAGUGUAUGAAGAAGAACAGGUUGGGCCGGACGGCAAACGCAGGAUCACGUACGCGAUUGAAAAGAACAAGGGACUGACGCCGAAGCGGAAGAAGGACGUGCGCAACCCGCGGGUCAAGAAGAGGAAGAAGUACGACGAAAAGUUGAAGAAGUUGGCCUCCAUCCGGCCCGUCUACAAGGGCGGCGAGGGGAGAGGUGGCUACGGCGGCGAGGCCACGGGGAUCAAGACCAACGUGGUCAAGAGUAUCAAGUUGUGA